This is a messenger RNA of Penicillium egyptiacum, 1977 nucleotides long. NCBI's taxonomy places the organism in Eukaryota, Fungi, Ascomycota, Eurotiomycetes, Eurotiales, Aspergillaceae. The record is from the annotation of a GenBank genome assembly.
AUGGCUUAUGGGUAUGAACAACAAGGCCCGCCGGGCGUGCAAAAGCAGUUUGUGCUAUGCUUUGACGGUACGGGAAACAAAUUCGCCGGCGACGAGUCAGAUAGCAAUGUGCUCAAGAUCUUUCGCAUGCUUGACCGCAGCAAAAGCCACCAGUAUCAUUACUACCAGCCGGGCAUUGGCACAUAUGUGACUUCAAAGUCGCUGAGUAGCCAUGGCCGAAUCCAGCGUAUCAAGUCCGCCUAUCUAAAGGCCAAGGACUCGGCUGUCGGGUGUUCCUUUGCCGAGCAUGUCAUGGGCGGCUACAAGUUCUUGAUGCGGUAUUAUUCCCCUGGCGAUGAGAUCUACUUCAUCGGCUUUAGUCGUGGUGCAUACAUCGCGCGAUUUCUGGCGGAGAUGUUGGACUUUAUCGGUUUACUCGAAGCAGGAAACGAGGAGCUGGUCCGGUUUGCGUGGAAGACGUUUGCCAAGUGGCAGCAGCGGUCCUACGACUCGGCAGACGAGCGAAAAGAGAAGGAGAAGCUCUUCAAAUUCAUGAAGGCCUUCCGGGAGACGUUCAGUCGCCCUAUCUCGCGUAUCCGUUUCAUGGGGCUCUUCGACACCGUCAACAGUGUGCCGCGCUUCGAGUCCGCGUGGAUGCAGCGUACCAAGUUUCCUUACACAGCACGCAGCUCGGCCAGGGUUAUUCGCCAUGCUGUGGGUAUUGACGAGCGCCGCGCGAAAUUCCGUCAAGAUCUAAUCUCUGAGGUGCGUCCAAAGGAGAAGAAGAAACACCACCACGGCCGCCCCCAUAUGCCCAAGAACCAUCUGCACCUCUUCCACCAUGAGGACAAAGAGAAGCCUCAGGAGGAUCUCCCAGACAACGUUCCUGCCAUUCAGGUCAACGGCAACCCCGAGGAAGAACAGCAGGAAGGAGAGAAGGCCAAGCCUGGAUUCAACGUCCCCAACCAUGGGCCCAGUGCUGGAGAGACAUACUACCACGCUGGGCGUCGUGCCUCGCCCCAAGCUUCGCAACCGACCUCCCGCGCUGGUAGCGCAAACGGGAGAAUGCAGCCUGGCGCGUAUCGCGCACGCUCUCCCCGACGCAGGCUCGCAGUGCCGGACGAUUCCCGCUCAGUGCGAAGCAUAGAGUCCUGCCACAGCCUGCACUCCAACACCCUCUCAGUGCAAAUUCCCGUAGCGGAGGCCGAUGAAAGCGAUGACGAAGAGGCGCAAGACAUCCACGAAGUCUGGUUCCCGGGCUGCCACGCAGACAUCGGCGGUGGAUGGAAGCUCUCCCACGGCGAGACAUGGGCGCUCAGUCACGCGCCGCUUGUGUGGAUGACACAGGAAGCGCAAAAGGCCGGACUCGAGCUGGAUGAAGGCAAGAUGAAGCAUUUCCAGUGUCUAGAGGAGUUUGAUGGUGAUUAUAGUCCCAUCCGGGAAGAGAUCAAUACCCAGCGGCCGACUCGGUGCGUUGAGCCUCAUGCCGACAACAACGAUGCUUUCCGCCUCAUGCCUAAUGACAAGGAGCGCUCUGCUGCGAGUUACGACUUCUGGCAUGCGCUGCGUGAAUCCAGUACGAAGGGCGUGCUGCACGACUGCCUGAUGUUCAAUCAGGGUAUUCCGGCUAUGUCGGUUAUCACGUGGCGCAUUAUGGAAUGGUUGCCGUUCCGUCGUAUGGAUCUGCAGCCGGAUGGGUCGUGGAAGCCGAUUAGUUGGCCGUUGCCUCGUGGUGAGGUGCGGGAUAUUCCGGAUAAUGCUGAAUUCCACGUUUCUGCUAUCCGGCGUAUGGAGGCGGAUCCCAAAUACCGUCCUGGUAAUGCGAUUGUUGGUGGUGGCGGUCGUGGUAUGCGUGUGGCACCAGGGCGGUAUGGUAAGGGUGACUGGGUGGUGUUUAAGCAUGAAGGUGAUUUGGUGCGGGAGACUUAUGUCCGCCAGGACAGCUUAAACAAGGACAGCUCAAAGUGCAAGGAGGGUGAGAAGAAGACGAACUCUUGA